AUGACCAAAUACAAACUGAACAACUCGGUUCGAUCCUCCUCCGAAGUGACCCUCACGUCCUACAUGACAGGCAGCACUGACAGCGAAAGGAAAGAUGACAGGAGUUACCAAAUACCGCUGGACACCAAUGAGAACGAUGAUGUAUCAGAAUCGAAUCACAAUUUAGAAGAUAAAUGCCAUGUUUGUCCGAACUCCUGCGAGUUUCUUCAGGAACCGGGGAAGAUAGCUGCGUCUUUGGCAAAGCGGUACGACAAAUAUAGUUUAAACGAGUUGAAAGUGGAAAAUUUGGGUCGAGAUGCGUGUCUUUGUGAGAAGUACAAUGGGGGAUGUAAACUGUGUCCGCGACCGAGCCUCGCCCCCACUCUGACGCUGAGCUACGACGGUAGCCACGGGAAGGACCACUGCUACACUUGCCAAGGUGCAUCGUGCGGUACCCCCAAUCCAGUCCAAACCUCGCAGGAGGUGCCCGUAGAAAACUAUUCCCUUCGAGCUUCAUGCUCAAUCCCUAGGCAGGACCUUGAGUUCGCCUCCCCGCCCGAUGACGCCGUCAAAGCUAGUAGGACCAACAGCAACAACAUAUUCACAAAAAAAACUAACAGACAAAAAAAAAUUAUUUAUCUACCUGGUCGGUCUAACAGA
Messenger RNA from Brenthis ino (lesser marbled fritillary), 639 nucleotides. The record is from the annotation of a GenBank genome assembly. Lineage: Eukaryota; Metazoa; Arthropoda; Insecta; Lepidoptera; Nymphalidae.